UGGAGCAAUGUCGAACAUUGCAGUUAUCGGAGCCGGGGUGAACGGUGUCGCCAGUGCUAUUAAGAUACUUGAGCACUAUGCUAACGAGCCAAAGAAGCCAAUCAGGGUGACGAUCUUAUCAGAGGACUUCACGCCAAACACCACAGGAGAUGGAUCGGCGGGGCUCUGGGGUCCCUACCUACUGGGCGGCACUUCGCAGUCGAAAGUGUACAAGUGGUCGAAGAGCAUGCACCAGUUUCUGGAGCAGAUCUGGCUGAGCGGAGAUGCCGGAGAGGCUGGGGUCUGCCUGCUGCCCUGCAUCCGUUUAAGUACCUCUACGGUGGACAUAGUUGGAGAUUUCUGGCGGGAUAUUGUGUAUGGAGCCGUGGAUCUUACAGAGAAACAGCUGGCUGAAUACAACGAAGGUCGCACCGUAAAAUUUACUUCAGGUCUAUCCUUUGUUACCUACACCUCGGAGCCCGUUAAGCUUCUGCCGUAUUUGAUGAAACGUUUCGCCCGCAGCGGUGGUGUAGUUGUCCGGAAAAGGAUAACUGACUUGGAGGCAUUCAUCGCCAAUUCCGAAUACGAUGUGAUUGUGAACUGCUCCGGCUUGGGCUCCCGGACUCUACUAAACGAUGAUCAAAUGUACGCAGUACGCGGACAGGUGUCCCGAGUGAAGGCAAACUGGAUCUUUUCUGCCGUUCUGGACGAGAGCGACGAUGGAAACUACAUUAUACCCAACACCGAGAGCGUUGUCCUGGGCGGAACUCAUCAGGAGCGGGACUACAAUACGGAGGUCUGUCAAAAGGACAAGCAGCUAAUUGUGGGAGGCUGUCGUCGUUUCGUUCCUGGCCUGGAGCACACCGAAUGCCUCUUUGACUGGGUGGGUCUACGCCCGGGUCGUACCCAACUCCGACUAGAAGCCGAGCGCCGGGGGCGAAAGCUUCUCAUUCAUAACUAUGGACACGGUGGUAGCGGAGUCACCUUGUGCUGGGGUUGUGCCGACGAUGUUCUCGACAUCCUACUAGCCGCCAAGAACGGUUCCAAGCUUUAAGCUAAAUUUAAUAAUAUAAUAAUAAUAAUAAUUCAUGUUUUAGUGGAAUACUAUGGGCCCACUUUUGUCUUAAUAACUUAGAAUAUCUAAAUUGGAUCAUAAAAAUUAUAAGCGCGAAAAUUCAAUAAAAAUAAAUGUAUAAAUAUGUAAAUAAAAUGAAAAAAUGCAUGCAAA
This is a messenger RNA of Drosophila eugracilis, 1207 nucleotides long. Its product is annotated as D-aspartate oxidase. Lineage: Eukaryota; Metazoa; Arthropoda; Insecta; Diptera; Drosophilidae. The record is from RefSeq and is a predicted model, not a curated record. Bases 8 to 1033 code for a protein of 341 amino acids. Gene Ontology annotation, molecular function: FAD binding; D-amino-acid oxidase activity. The transcript is spliced from 4 exons.